CCUCCCCUCUACCGCAGCUAAGUCAUGGCAGGUGGUCCCGUUGCCGCAGCUUCCAGCCGUCGAAAGGCCCUCCAGGGCAAGUCCGGAUGGGCGGGGUUGAUGCAUAAUGCGCGGGUGUUCCUCAUUGCCGUGUUCGCCUCGCUAGGUGGCUUGCUUUAUGGUUAUAAUCAGGGUGUCUUCUCUGGUGUCUUGGACAUGAAGAAUUUUGACAACCGCAUGGGAACCGCAGUCUCAGACCCUAACACCGAAGGGUGGCUUGUAUCUGUCCUCGAGCUUGGUGCAUGGUUCGGCGUGCUUUGCACUGGCUACCUCGCCGACAAAUUGUCAAGAAAGUACACGAUUGUGCUUGCCGUCUGCGUCUUCUGCGUCGGUGUCAUCGUCCAGACAUCCGCAUUCCACCCCUCGUCCAUUUUCGGUGGUCGUUUCGUAACUGGUCUCGGUGUUGGAUCCCUCAGUAUGGCUGUUCCCCUCUACAAUGCCGAGCUCGCACCACCCGAGGUUCGUGGAAGUCUGGUCGCUCUGCAGCAGCUUGCCAUCACUUUCGGAAUCAUGGUGUCCUUCUGGAUCGACUACGGUACCAACUUCAUUGGCGGUACUGGAGAAGGCCAGAGCGAGGCCGCCUGGCGUAUCCCAUUGGCCCUACAGCUCGUGCCUGCCAUCAUUCUUGGUGUUGGGAUUAUGUUCAUGCCGUUCUCGCCACGUUGGCUCGUGAACAAUGGGCGCGAUGACGAAGCCUUGACUGUGCUUAGCCACGUUCGCAGCCUUCCCCAAGACUCAGAUAUCGUGCAAAUCGAGUUCUUGGAGAUCAAGGCCCAGUACUUGUUCGAGAAACAGACGAGUGCUAUCAAGUACCCUCACUGGCAAGAUGGCUCGUUCUCCUCCAACUUCAAGCUCGCCUUUUUCGACUAUCUCAGCCUUGUCACCACACGCACCUUGCUCUUCCGCACGGCCAUUGGUACAUUGACGAUGUUCUUCCAACAAUGGACCGGUGUCAAUGCCAUUCUUUACUACGCACCUACGAUCUUCCAAGAGCUCGGUCUCACUGGCAACACGCUUUCCUUACUCGCAACUGGUGUCGUCGGUAUCGUCAUGUUCCUCGCGACGAUCCCUGCCGUGAUCUGGGUCGAUAAUACGGGUCGCAAGCCCAUCCUCGUCUCCGGAGCCUUCAUCAUGGCCGCCUGUCACAUUAUUAUCGCCAUUCUCACCGGCCUGUUCCACAAGGAUUGGGCCGCGCACAGGAGUGAAGGCUGGGCUGCAUGCGCGCUUGUCUGGGUCUUCGCUAUGGCCUUCGGCUACAGUUGGGGUCCUUGCGCUUGGAUUCUCGUCGCAGAAAUUUGGCCACUCUCAAUCCGUGGCAAGGGUGUCUCUAUCGCCGCGUCAUCCAACUGGAUGAAUAACUUCAUCGUCGGCCAGGUGACGCCGUCCAUGAUAAAGCACCUUGGCUUCGGCACCUUCGUCUUCUUCGGCACAUUCUCAUUUCUCGGUGGCCUCUUCAUCCUCUUCUUCGUCCCCGAAACCAAGGGCCUCGGUCUCGAGGAGAUGGACGAGGUCUUUGGCAGCGUUGGGCUCGCCGCGGCCGACCUGCAGCGUCAAGCCGAGAUCGAGAGGUCUCUCGGCCUUACUGUGUACGACGACGAUCACGAAAAGCGGGAUGUUGAUAGUUACGAUAAGGAUGAGAAGGUGUGAAGCCUUCUCUAUCCACGGUGGAGAUGAUACGCGUUCCCUUUCACGACUGUUCCUUUUCUCGUACUCGUAGUGUACUGUAUAUCACCUUUGAAUUUUGAGCUUUUCCACAUCACUACCCCGCUUGUACCUUCCACACGUGCCGAGAACUCCAAACGGAGCGCAAUACGAUUCGAU
Messenger RNA from Phanerochaete carnosa HHB-10118-sp, 1860 nucleotides. RefSeq lists its product as uncharacterized. The transcript has 7 exons. The record is from RefSeq and is a predicted model, not a curated record. Gene Ontology annotation, cellular component: membrane. NCBI's taxonomy places the organism in Eukaryota, Fungi, Basidiomycota, Agaricomycetes, Polyporales, Phanerochaetaceae. Gene Ontology annotation, molecular function: carbohydrate:proton symporter activity. Gene Ontology annotation, biological process: carbohydrate transport; transmembrane transport. The coding region runs from base 25 to 1686 and encodes 553 amino acids.